Messenger RNA from [Candida] anglica, 783 nucleotides. NCBI's taxonomy places the organism in Eukaryota, Fungi, Ascomycota, Pichiomycetes, Serinales, Debaryomycetaceae. The record is from the annotation of a GenBank genome assembly.
ACAAGUAUCUGAUCAUGUUUGGACUUACAUCGUUUAGAAGUGCUUCCGUUUUGGGGAACCUUUUUAGAAGCACCCCCCUUGCCUCUUCUAUGGCUGCUGUACCAUCAGUAACCUCCACUCUUUUCAAAAGAUACAAGCAUGAGUAUGCCCCAAGAUAUAAAAGAGUUAGAAAGCAGUUCAAAGGUGACGUCAGUGUAAGAACCGGUGGUUCUAUCAAGGGUAACUCUCUUGAAUUUGGACUGUAUGGUUUAAGAUUAAAGUCCAGAGGUGUUCGUAUGACUGCCACUCAACUUCAAGAAGCGGAUAAGGUUAUUCGUAGAGAAAUCAGACCAAGUAACGGGAAGCUUGUUACCAGAUUUGUAUGUAACAUUGCUGUCUGUGUGAAGGGUAACCAAACCAGAAUGGGUAAAGGUAAGGGUGCCUUCAGUCACUGGGCUUGUAGAGUUUCCACUGGUAAAGUUUUAUUUGAAAUUGAUGGUAACAUGCACGAAAAGGUUGCCAAGGAAAGUUUGAGAAAGGCUGCUGCCAAAUUACCUGGUAUUUUUGAAAUUAUUGAUAAAAACUCCAAGGUUAGAGUCAGUAUCACCGAUUGUAUAGAUAAGCCAGAGCCAAUCAAUUACGUUGAUUUAUUGAACAAGAACCCAACCAAAAAAUGGGCCAACUUGACUGCUUCUAAGGACCCUAUGUACAAGUUGUACAGAGGUCGUUAGGAAAAAUUGGAUGUUUGGAGAGGUUGCUCCAUCCAUACCAUCAUGUAUAUAUAGAAUAAACAUACUAUUAGGU